CUCUCUCUUUUUUAUUUAUUUAUAAACCAUGUCCUUUUUUAAUAACUUGGUUGGUUCACUCAACUCAGUCGUCGAUUCUGUUGUAGACGAUUUUCCUGUUAUUCAAGCCAACCGUAAGCACUUUCGGAUCACCAAAAUAUUAGGAGAAGGUGGAUUUUCUUUUGUUUAUUUAGCAGAAGAUGAUAAUAAACAGCUUUACGCUGUUAAGGCCAUUCGUUGUAAAGAAAAACAAGUGGCUAAAAACGCAAUUAAAGAAGCACUUGUGACAGAUCGAUUUCAACAUGAAAAUAUUAUCAAGAUUGUGGAUAUGUGCAUGAUCAAAGAGGAAGAUGGUAGCAAGACAGCGUAUAUUAUCAUGCCAUUUUAUAAGAGGGGAAACAUACAAGAUUGGAUUGAAAGAAACCACCAGACAGGCAAACGUAUUCCAGAAAAACAAUUAUUGAACUUGUUUAAAAGCAUUUGUAGCAGUGUUCAAGUUCUUGUUCAUUAUCGAAACAAACUUGGACAGAACAUUCCUUAUGCACAUCGAGACAUAAAACCAGCUAAUGUGUUGAUUUCAGACAAUGGGCAGCCUAUUUUGAUGGAUUUUGGGUCUUGCAGACCAGCUCGGAUCCAUAUUGACGAUAGAAAAUCAGCUACACAGCAACAAGAUGAUGCAGCAGAACAUUGCUCUAUGCCGUAUCGAGCACCCGAGCUAUUUGAUGUUAAACCGGGUACAAUGCUAGAUGAAAAAGUAGAUGUUUGGUCCUUGGGAUGUACUUUGUUUGCCAUGGCUUAUGGUGCUUCUCCCUUUGAGAUGACAGUUGCUCAACAAGGUGGUACUAUGACACUGGCUGUUCUUAACCGGCAAUUUUAUUUUCCCAAGGACACUAUGUAUUCUAAACAACUAGAAGCAUUCAUUGACUGGAUGCUGACAACAGAUCCUCAUACUCGACCUAGUAUUGAUCAAGUCAUCCAUAAACUAGAAUAAAAAAUAAUUCAUGUUACACUAAGCAAAACUUUCUGUUUAUCGGCCUGAUCCGAAUUCUCCAGUCGUGGGGAAGAGAAACCGAAUUCCUGAAGUUUUAGAUUCAUAACAUUUUAUGACAAACUUGACGCAUUGAAUCUGAUUGGCAUACAUGAUCUUGUGUUACAU
This is a messenger RNA of Gilbertella persicaria, 1135 nucleotides long. Its product is annotated as kinase-like domain-containing protein. NCBI's taxonomy places the organism in Eukaryota, Fungi, Mucoromycota, Mucoromycetes, Mucorales, Choanephoraceae. Gene Ontology annotation, biological process: vacuolar protein processing; regulation of vacuole fusion, non-autophagic; protein phosphorylation. Gene Ontology annotation, cellular component: Golgi apparatus; cytoplasm. The record is from RefSeq and is a predicted model, not a curated record. Bases 29 to 970 code for a protein of 313 amino acids. The transcript is spliced from 5 exons. Gene Ontology annotation, molecular function: protein serine/threonine kinase activity; ATP binding.